AUGGAUGUGAAAUGCCCAGGAUGCUUUAAAAUCACCACCAUUAUCAGCCAUACACGAACAGUAGUUUGGUGUGUUGCCUGCCCCACUAUCCUCUGUCAGCCUACAAGAGGAAAGAGCAAGGCUGACAAAUGA
This is a messenger RNA of Artibeus jamaicensis (Jamaican fruit-eating bat), 132 nucleotides long. Its product is annotated as 40S ribosomal protein S27-like. The transcript has a single exon. Gene Ontology annotation, biological process: ribosomal small subunit assembly; translation. Gene Ontology annotation, molecular function: structural constituent of ribosome; RNA binding. NCBI's taxonomy places the organism in Eukaryota, Metazoa, Chordata, Mammalia, Chiroptera, Phyllostomidae. Gene Ontology annotation, cellular component: cytosolic small ribosomal subunit; ribosome. The record is from RefSeq and is a predicted model, not a curated record. Bases 1 to 132 code for a protein of 43 amino acids.